Drosophila navojoa is the source of this 2485-nucleotide messenger RNA. RefSeq names its product ATPase family gene 2 protein homolog A. Gene Ontology annotation, molecular function: ATP hydrolysis activity; ATP binding. Gene Ontology annotation, cellular component: cytoplasm. Lineage: Eukaryota; Metazoa; Arthropoda; Insecta; Diptera; Drosophilidae. The record is from RefSeq and is a predicted model, not a curated record.
CAAUCAGCUGUUUGGCAAAAUGUAAACAAAACGUGCUCCGUUUGCCGACAUGCCGCCAAAGUCGAGUAAUAAAAAGAACCAAGCUACUUGGUUUCACUGUGAGAAAUGUAAUGUGCACAUAACAAGCAAAUCACGGGACACACACGAACGAGUAUGUUCUCUAGCGGAAGACGUAAGUGGCGCAGCUGUGGAGACAGAAUUUGUGCGCGAUGGAACCCUUUAUACGAGCAGUGUGCAACAGAAAAAUUUUGAAGUGGAAUCUUUGAAAGAUCUACCGCCGAAAUAUGCCAAUACCCUUCUAUUUAUGUCAGAGGGUGCCAUACAGCUUGCCCAGUUUCAUAUUGGGCAACAGGUGGUUAUAGAACCUGCAUUGGAAGAAGCUAAAAAUCCUGCGCUGGUGCGCAUUCUUUGGCCCAUUUCGGAGCAGUUUCUUACGACUGUUUUCGCCACAGCAGAAGAUUAUAGACAAAAUUGGUCGGCAUUCCAAGGCAAAUUACUACGCAUUUCAGCUCUGAAUCACGGUCAACUUUAUGCCGCUGCCAGUGUGUCUCUAAGGCAUUCAAAUUCCAGCGAAUCCGAACUGGAGUCAAUGCAUCUGCCAGAUGUGGCGGCAGUACUCAAGCGCAACACUGUGAAUCAAAUAUACAGGGAGGGCAGCGAACUACAUUUAAAUUUCUUCAACAAACCCUUGACUUUUCGAUUGGAAAGCUGGCAAGGAGUGGAGCAAGAUGCUCUAGAGGAUGCACUGGCCAAUCUAAGCUUGGCCAACACACAACAAUUUGUGCAAAUAACAAAUGCGACACGGCUGGAGAUAUUACUGAAUGAGGAAAAAGUCGAACAGCAGACGCUCGAACUGGAUCAAGAAUUAAGUAAAAGAAAGAUUGGCGGACUGGAAAAGCAAAUUCAAUUGGUGGAAGAAAGCAUGGACUUUGCACUAGGCUACAAGCCAAUGCCAAAAGGUAUCAAAAUAUCUCGUGGUUUGCUGCUCUAUGGCGCCAGCGGCUGUGGCAAGUCCCUGAUCUGUGAGGCCAUGUGUUCGUCGGCUCAGAGAAGCAACAAAAAUGUCCAAAUCAUUAAUAUUAACAGCGGCGAGGUGUUCAGCAAAUUUCUAGGAGAAACAGAACAAAAGCUGGCAGCAUAUUUUGACCGCGCCUACUCGCAUUAUCCACACCCCUCGCUGAUUAUCCUGGAGGAUAUUCACACACUCUGCCCUAAACAGGAUUCCAAUGAUUUGGUCAAGCGCGCCUCGCUGGCAUUGCUCUCCCAACUCGAUCAGCUUAGCAGCGGCUGUCGGGUGGAGACGAGUCGCACAUUCUUGCUGGCCACGAGCUCGCAAAUCGAUGCACUGCAUCCGAGCAUUAGGCGUGCGGGUCGUUUGGAUUGUGAAUUGGAGCUGGGACCACCUAAUCCAACUGCUCGCAAGGAGAUUCUGCAAUGUCAGCUGCAGCAAUUGGAGCAUAAUAUAAAAGAUGCCGAAUUGGAGCACAUUGCGAGCAUCACACAUGGCUAUGUGGGCGCCGAUUUGGUUAAUCUCGUAUAUACAGCCACGCUAGCUACACUGAAGGAGGAGCCUCGCCCUCUAGAGCUACGGGACUUGCAAGCAGCACUCACACAAGUCAAGCCCUCAGCUAUGCGCGAGGUGCUCAUUGAGAGUCCAAAUGUACUUUGGUCAGAUAUCGGGGGCCAGGCUGCACUGCGUCUAACUCUUCAACAGGCCAUCGAGUGGCCGCUGCUGCAUGCCGAUAAAUUUCAGCGCCUGGGUAUUAAGCCACCGCGUGGUGUUCUCAUGUUUGGUCCGCCUGGAUGCUCGAAGACAAUGAUAGCCAAGGCGCUGGCCACGGAAAGUAAACUCAACUUCCUAUCCAUUAAAGGCCCGGAGCUCUUCUCGAUGUGGGUGGGCGAGUCGGAGCGUGCGGUGCGCGAGGUCUUUCGCAAAGCUCGCCAAGUGGCGCCGGCGAUUGUUUUCUUCGACGAAAUCGAUGCGAUUGGCGGAGAGCGAUCCGAGGGUUCUGCUGGUGGCUCGUCGGUCAAGGAACGCGUGCUUACCCAGCUGCUGACCGAACUGGAUGGCGUGGACGCUUUGCACAAUGUCACCAUUGUAGCGGCCACCAAUCGCCCAGAUAUGAUAGAUAAGGCAUUGCUCCGGCCCGGCCGCAUAGAUCGAGUCUGCUACGUGGGCUUGCCAGAGGCGGCGGCACGUCGCGAAAUCCUCCUCAUCAAGUUGCGUGCCAUGCCAUUGGCUGAGGAUGUGAUUGUCGAUCAGCUGGUAGAACUCACCGAAGGCUAUUCGGGUGCAGAGAUUCAAGCUGUUUGCCAUGAGGCAGCGCUCAGCGCUCUGGAGCAGAGCUUCGAGGCAGAACUCGUGCAUUGGCGACACUUCGAAUCGGCGCUGGCAACAGUGAAGCCACGCACAAGCCCCGAGCUGUUGCGUCUCUACCAGGAAUACAUGAAAAAGUAGAUAAUAAAGUUCUCCUUUUGAUGUUCU